Gavialis gangeticus (Gharial) is the source of this 2056-nucleotide messenger RNA. It is a transcript of the gene CCDC148, whose product is annotated as coiled-coil domain containing 148. NCBI's taxonomy places the organism in Eukaryota, Metazoa, Chordata, Crocodylia, Gavialidae. Bases 30 to 1847 code for a protein of 605 amino acids. The record is from RefSeq and is a predicted model, not a curated record. The transcript is spliced from 14 exons.
AUGUAUUGUUUUCUCAUCAGGUAGAAAAAAUGAGUGGACGGGACCUUCGAGCAUUCAUUACAACUCACAGGACUAGUGAUAUAGAUAAUCUGGUGGUUCGUGUGAAAAAUGGUCUUUGCAGCCAGAAGUAUAAACCUGUUGACUAUAAACAACUGUAUGCACUUACUGAAGGAAAAAAAAUAGCAUCAUUUAAUAUAAAAUUAAAGAUCAGAAAAACAGAACAAGCUUCCAAAAUUAACAAAGAACAAAUACUGCUGAAACAGCAUCACCAGGUGUGGUGGCAAGAACAUAAAAGACAGAGUGAGAACCGACACAAAGUAGAAGCAGAAAUACAAACUUUCCUUGAUGAAAGGUGCCUUGAAACUGAAUUUCUUUUGGAUGUGUGGGACUUGGCACAUAAUUUAUCAAAGGAAAGGGAGACAUAUCAAAGAAAUACAGUAGAUCCUGUCUGGCAACUGAGAGAAGAUUUGAAAUUCAGGCUGUCUGAAAUGCAAUGCUGUCUCUCACAGCAGUCGUCUUUGGGACUUCAGUUCAAUCCAGUCAAGGUGUUAGAGCAGGUAGCCUUUGUGAAAGAACAACAGAAAACUAUUUUGGAUCAACUUAACCUUGAAAGACUGGCUUUGGAGAGAGAGCUUGAAGAAUAUAAAGCCAAAGUGUUGGUAUACUCUUCAGAAGAGGAAGCUAUCCUUUUUCACGAAGUUCCUACAGAAUUAUUGGCUUUGGAGUGCCCAUACCCCGAUUUGAAGACUUCAGUUCUUAGGGAAUUCCAUAAACUUGCAGGUGAAUAUUGGUCUAAGCUUCAGGAGAUUGACCACCAGUUGAAAGUCGUAUUCAGGAACUUUGGAUGGAGUGAAGAUGAUCUCUGGGUUUUUCAGACUGUUAUAAGUCAGUAUCCAAGUGACCUUCAGAGAAGAAGAACUCUCUACUUGGAUAUGCUACAGAGGUAUCUACCUGACAAGUCUAGGCAUGAGCUGGUUGUUCACGAAAAAGCUUUGGACCAGUAUCAUUUCACUAGGAAUCAACAUAGAGCUUUGAUGUUAAACUGGGCUCAGGCUAGAGAAGCCUUUUUACUGAAGGCCGUAAUGACUAUUGCUGAAGCCUGUGCUGCUCAUGAGGCAGAAAUGAUGUUGGCUAAUAAUAGACGAAAGCAACAGGAAAUCUGUGCUGAUCUGAAAGGAAAGGUUUUGCAGUGGAGAGCACAACAAGAGGAGGCUGCCAGAUUGGAAGUUGCUAUAGCUGCCAGAAGAAAAGAAAAGGAAGAUGAAAAAGAAAGGCUACAGAAACAAAAGGAAAUGAUUUGGAGAGCAGAGGAGAAAGAAAAAGUGAGAAAGUAUUGGGCUGAGAAACAACAAAAAUGGCAAGAACUAGAAGAGAAGGAUCUUCUAUGCCUGGCAGAACUAAAGAAAUUAAUGGCUGAACAAGCAUUUAAAGACAGAGAAAGGGUAAAGUUUAGACAAGAACUGUUGGAAAAACGCUUGAUGGAGAAAAAGGAACUGGCCCUCCAAGAAGCACAUGAGGAAGAAGAACGGCAAAGACGUCUUGAAGCCCUCCGACAACAGGUUGCAAUUGUUGCAGAAUUUGAUCCAGCUAGAAUGAUGGCUGACACAGUGGCAUCUAAAGCUAGAAUGGGCAUUGGAACUGAAGAAGAAUUUAUUCUUCAAAGGCCGCUGUUUAAGUUGCAGACAUACAGUGAACAACAGAUCAUUUCUGACCCUAGAGUUCGUAUUGAGCUAGCUCUUCGAGAAGCUGAACUUCAUAACACGCUUUAUGCGAAAGAGAUUUUGCCAAAAAUUCCUCCAUUGAAGCUUCCAAGAAGGGAUAUGGAAUCUACAGUCUUCAAAAUUUAAAAUACAGCACAUACCAACGAUUUGUGUUUAAUGUAGUCUAUAAUAUGAAAACUUUUAAUAAACUUCUUACAUCUAGGAUACUUCAUAGAACUAUUUACUCCUUAGUUUGUGCAGUCAUUUAAAAAAAAAGCCAGUCUGCAUUUGCUUUGCAGUGCUCAGUAGACCAUUUAACACUCCCCCACAGUGAUGAAUAAAGCUUCAUAAUGUCA